AUCACGAGUCCAAACUUUCACUUUGGUUUUUCUCGAUUUUCUUGUCAUUGAGAAAUAAUGUCCGUUUGUCGGAUGAGUAUAUAAGGUUGCUUAGUUUAGUGGUUGACAAGGCAUUCGUCAGCACCAACGCAGAGCCUAUCUGUCACCUUAAAGUAUCCUAUGCAAACCUAAACGAUGAUGUUGUUCGACAAGAGUAGUCUUUCUGCAACGCUCUUCGUUUGCUGGAAAUUAUUGCUACUGUCAGAAGCGAUGCCGUACGGUGGGAUGAUGCCAUCACCCCCUGUAGUGGACACCUCCCCGUGGAUGCCUAUUGCUAAACCUAAUUACAUGUCCUAUGAGUCUUCGCGUAGUUACGAAGCCCCUUACGGAUCCCGAGUUGUCCCUCUACAAACGGCCUUCGUAUCCGCUCAUUCACCAGUCGUCACUCCGGAAAACAUUAUUUUCACAAUGCCUGAAACUCCUACUUCUGCAUCGUGGAUUCCACCGACUCCACCGGCUUCCGAAGCUCCAGCCGCCGGGUUAUGGGUUCAGCCGAAUCCUACACCCGAAGCUCCAGCCGCCGGGUUAUGGGCUCCACCGAAUCCUACACCCGAAGCUCCAGCCAUCGGGUUAUGGGCUCCACCGAAUCCUACACCCGAAGCCGCUGGCACUAUUCCACCAGUUUCGCAUGAAUGGGCUUCUACCGGACCUCUCCCAGUGGUCCCCUAUUGGAUGAGAUCAUCAAGCAAUUCCGCAAUGCCUCCAUCUCUUCCUGUUGCUGAACCAGCGAUUGAAGUUCCAGCAAACGAGUUUCCUCAGUUGGAAGACCCUUGGGCUCUUUCACAACCAUCUCCACCACCACCUCAAGGGCAGAAUGAUCAUGUUGAAACUAACGUAAUUUUAAGACCUGUCCAAGAUUCGAUUAGUCCCGUAGCAGAAGGACAGCCGCAAGACAACUGGCCAGAGACUCCACGAGUGGUGGUGGAGGCAGACAAACUACCUGCUUUACCACCAGCUACGUUUGGUCAAUUUGCUGUUCAACCAGCCCGCUAAACACAUCCUUUAUAAGUUUAUAUCUAAAUACGGUUUUAUAAUAAUUACUGUACAUAAAUUGCGAAUCAUAAAUGAGCUCGUGAAACUGUAUUCAUAGGCAUCUUGAAAAGAAACGUUCCCUCGUGUUAACUACCCAAAAAUGUGCCUGUAUAUUGCAGGUACAUAUUAUAUAUUUGUAGGUAAUUGCUUGUGUUUUGGAAAAUUUUAUUGUGACUGGUACAUGCAUUUUAUUAUUAUAUAGCGGGCUUGAAACUAGAAAAUAGUUUCAUUGAAUGUGACAUCGGAGAAUGCUUUACACUAACAAGAUCGUAAAGAUAA
Daphnia magna is the source of this 1350-nucleotide messenger RNA. Its product is annotated as vegetative cell wall protein gp1. Lineage: Eukaryota; Metazoa; Arthropoda; Branchiopoda; Diplostraca; Daphniidae. The record is from RefSeq and is a predicted model, not a curated record. The coding region runs from base 175 to 1032 and encodes 285 amino acids. The transcript is spliced from 3 exons.